AUCCCAGACAGCGGUGUGAACUCAUUCUACGGAUAGCGUAUUUACGAAAACGCUCUAAACGCCAACAUGGGGAAAUUUGGUUUGCAGUUCAAAGCGACGUUGGAGAACGUUACAAAUGUCAGACCUGACGGAGAAGACUUUCGCUGGUAUUUAAAGCUCAAGUGUGGUAACUGUGGAGAGGUCUCUGAAAAAUGGCAGUAUAUCACAUUACUGGACAGCAUGCCACUUAAAGGAGGCAGAGGCAGUGCCAGUAUGGUUCAGAAGUGUAAGCUGUGUUCCCGGGAGAACUCGAUAGAUAUCCUGAAAGAUACCAUUACGCCAUAUAAUAUGGAGGACAGCGAUAGGUUUAAGACAAUGGUGCAGUUUGAGUGCCGAGGCCUUGAACCAGUUGAUUUUCAGCCUCAGGCUGGCUUUGCUGCUAAGGGUGCUGAGACGACCACUCAGUUUCUAGAAAUCAAUCUUCAGGAGAAGGACUGGACAGACUAUGAUGAAAAGGCCAGUGAGUCUGUUGGGAUCUAUGAGGUCACACAUCAGUUCAUCAAGUGCUGAGCACUUAAGAAAUGCAAAACGAGGGGUCCAGUAAAAACCUGUCAAAACAGACCAUUUAUGAUAAUGUUUUUAUUACUGGUUGUAGGCAGUAAAUGACUUGAUUGGACUGUAGAUGCAAGAACAUUUACUACUUAAAGGAUUGAAGAUGAAUACCAACUGGCAGUGACAAUAAAACCUGGAAAAAAGCUGUU
This is a messenger RNA of Trichomycterus rosablanca, 740 nucleotides long. RefSeq names its product CXXC motif containing zinc binding protein (gene czib). The transcript is spliced from 8 exons. Bases 67 to 549 code for a protein of 160 amino acids. The record is from RefSeq and is a predicted model, not a curated record. Gene Ontology annotation, molecular function: zinc ion binding. NCBI's taxonomy places the organism in Eukaryota, Metazoa, Chordata, Actinopteri, Siluriformes, Trichomycteridae.